AUCUAUCCACAAGAUGUUUAUUGUGCAGAGCACGUACGCGAAUAGAAUGAGGAGAUAAAUAAAAAAAAAAAUCUCCAAGUACUUGACGUGCAGCAUGAGAAACUCGUUUAGUGUCUGCCAGUAUUCUGCCGUUAGUGGUUCGAUUGGGGAGUAGUUGGCGAUUUGUUAUCGAUUGGAAAUUGACCGGUCGAGGUGAUAAGGUGAAAGCAGGUCUAAAAUGAUAACAAUCAAUGAGGAUCUCAAGCGAGAGAGGGAUAAUUGUACUUUUGAUCCAACGGAGCUGACCCAGACGCUAGAUGGGGGUCCAGAGAAAACUGCAGCUCGCAGGGAAAGAGAGGAAUAUUUUCUGAAUGAUCCUGAACUUCAAGACGAAGUGCCAGCGACGUACAAAAGCCAUAAAGAGGUGUACGAAGAUGCUGUUAGGAGGGCAUGUAUUCUCUUGAAAAAAGUACAGCAGCUCCAAGAUUUGGGAAAGGGGGAGAUCGAUAUGUACUCACAAGUGCUGGGGGGAAUGCUGGGCUCUGGAAUUUGCAAGGACGGUAAUCCAUUGGCUCUUCAUUACGUCAUGUUUAUACCCGCUAUCAUGGGACAGGGUACCGUUGAACAACAAGGAUACUGGAUUUCUCGAGCAUGGGCUUGCAAUAUUAUCGGAACUUAUGCACAGACAGAACUUGGACAUGGAACAUUCAUUAGGGGAUUGGAAACCACCGCUGUUUAUGACUUGGAGACUAAAGAAUUUGUUCUCAAUAGUCCAACUAGGACGUCUUACAAAUGGUGGCCUGGUGGACUGGGACAAACAGCUAAUUAUGCUGUUGUUGUGGCUCAACUUCAUACUCAAGGAGAGUGCAGAGGAAUUCAUCCUUUCAUUGUUCAAUUGAGGGACGAAGAGACCCACGAGCCAAUGCCAGGGAUUAAAAUCGGUGAAAUUGGAACGAAAUUAGGAAUGAAUGGGACAAACAAUGGAUUUCUCGGUUUCGAAAAUGUCAGAAUUCCUCGUGAACAGAUGUUAAUGAAGAAUUCCCAAGUCCUCGAGGACGGUACAUAUGUUAAACCCAAGACUGAUAAACUCACUUAUGGAACUAUGAUGUUCGUUAGAGUUGUAUUGGUAACGGAUAUUGCAAGAUAUUUAUCCAAAGCGGUCACUAUUGCCGUUAGAUACAGUGCUGUCAGACGUCAGAGUCAGAUAAGAACAGAUCAACCCGAGUGUCAAAUUAUCGACUUCGUUACACAACAGUAUAAAUUAUUUCCACAUUUGGCUGCAUGCCUGUCUUUUUCGCUGUCAGCUGAAUGGAUAUGGCAGAUGUAUAAUAGUGUAUCCGCUGAAUUACAUCAGGGGGAGUUGGAAAGGCUUCCUGAGUUGCACGCCCUAGCAUGCUGCCUAAAAGCAGUGGCCUCAUCAGACGCAGCCAAUGGUGUGGAACAGCUUCGAUUGGCGUGUGGUGGUCACGGCUACAUGACAGCAAGUAAUUUACCAGCGACUUAUGGCCUGGUAACAGCAGUCUGUACUUAUGAGGGUGAAAACACCGUAUUAUUACUGCAAACUGCUCGCUACCUGGUGAAAGCCUGGAGGCAGGCAGUCAGUGGUAAUUCCCUGACCCCGACAGUGGAGUAUCUCUCUUUAUUAUCCAGAGGAAGUAAACAGAGGCCCUGGAAGAAUACCCUGACGUGCAUUGUAACGGCACAUCAGGCUGUCGCAGCUGGAAAGAUAAAGCUUGCAACUGAUAAUAUGGACAGAAGGAUGAGGGCGGGAGAGUGCCCUGAGGAUGCCUGGAAUCACACGAGCAUUGAAUUGGCUCAGGCUGCUGAGGCACACUGUCGGGUCUUCAUGGUCUCGAGGUUCGUCGAGUGGACAAAAUCCAGGGAAAAUAUCUCCAAGGAGCUGUUGGAUGUUCUCAAACAACUCUGCGAACUUUAUGCCGUCUACUGGGUACUCCAACGAGUUGGGGAUUUCCUCAGGUUCUCCUGCCUCAGGGCUGAGGACGUGCCAGCACUGGAGAAACGCAUUCAGGAGCUUCUUGGAGAUAUCAGAGUCAAUGCUGUGGGCAUUGUCGAUGGAUUUGACAUUAGCGAUGAAGUUCUUGGCUCUGCACUCGGUGCUUAUGAUGGAAAUGUCUAUGAGAGACUGUACAAGGAGGCCAUGAAGAGUCCACUCAAUCAGGAGACUGUUAAUAAGUCUUUUCAUCUGUACUUGAAACCUCUACUCAAGAGCAAUCUUUAGGGAAUUUCAUGGCAAUUGGGAUGAGGGUAGAUAUAUCGAUCUAUUUUUCAAGUAUUUCAGUGCAGUUUAAUCCUCGUUCUUGCCAAAUUUUACAAUUUAUCAAGUUCUCUGGAGCCAGGAGAUGUUCCUUGGUGGGAUCUCGAUGGAAAAUACUUCGUACUGCAUUCCAGAUUUCAGUGCAAUUAAUCAUUGUGCCUUUGUAAUUUUCCUGGGUGAAAUUAUAUUUUUGAUUGAAAAUUUUUUAAUAGUGUUUGGGUACUCUACGAAUGCUCAGAUGGAGUUUGAGGCGAAGGAACUGACUGGUGAUUCAUGAUAUUAAAAUUUAGUAUCGUUAAGGAGAGGAGAGAGAAGUCUACGAUAUUGUUGAUGAGAGGAUAUAUUUUGAAUAAAAUUAUGCUUUAAUCUUAG
This is a messenger RNA of Fopius arisanus, 2626 nucleotides long. Its product is annotated as probable peroxisomal acyl-coenzyme A oxidase 1. Lineage: Eukaryota; Metazoa; Arthropoda; Insecta; Hymenoptera; Braconidae. The record is from RefSeq and is a predicted model, not a curated record. Gene Ontology annotation, cellular component: peroxisome. The coding region runs from base 218 to 2218 and encodes 666 amino acids. Gene Ontology annotation, molecular function: fatty acid binding; FAD binding; acyl-CoA oxidase activity. Gene Ontology annotation, biological process: fatty acid beta-oxidation using acyl-CoA oxidase; lipid homeostasis. The transcript has 9 exons.